GCUCAUCACGUGUUAUCAUUGCAUCAUCUCUCCACGUCAUUCCUGGGCUUCCAUGGUGCGUCAGAGGAACUCCCAUCCAAGCCUCCAUUAUUGGUUGAAUCUGCGCCGUGCGUUUCUACCUUCAGCGAAUCCACGCCCGUUUCGUUCCUCAACCCAACGCUAGCGGCGGUCACGCCGUCAUUCUCGAGGGUGGACGGCGGAGAGUUAUAGAAAUCUCGAGGGCGAACGGCGGAGCGUGUUGAGGCGCGUUGCGACAUGUCGUCAUUCUCGAGGCUCCACGACAAAGUGGUUUCGCAGCAGCAGAAACAGCAGCACUACCGCGACCACGUGCUGGGGCUGAAUGCGUUUCAGCGGCAUCAGAAGUUCGUUAACGACUAUGUGCGUUUCUACGGUCGCUCGGCAUCCUCCAGUGCAGCGCCCUCCUUCAAAACGGACCUUGACGUGCUCAGAGAGAGCUACAGGUUCAUUCGGUCGGAGGCGGACGAUGCAGACGGCACGUGGGAGCAGAGGCUGGCCAAGCGAUACUAUGACAAGCUGUUUAAAGAAUACUGUGUUGCUGACAUGAGCCGAUACAAGGAAAACAAGAUUGGCUUGCGAUGGCGCGCACAUGCUGAGGUUCUGCAGGGGAAAGGUCAGUUUGUGUGUGGGACAAAAGGGUGUGACAAUAGAGAAGGCCUCCACAGCUAUGAGCAUGUCAUCCAAACUUUGGUACCAGUCCAGCAUAAGGAGAUCUGGGCAGCCAAUGGCUACUUAUAUUUUACCCUUUGUGGCUUCUACACUCGGUUAUUCAUCAUCCCUGUGAUUCGCACCACUCGCAUUUGGUCAUGUCUCUCCAUGAGUUUUCACCCUCGCACAACUCUUCUCACCACACAUCCCUGCACGUUUUGGGGGAAUGGAUGCAUGUGUGGUCUUGUAUGGGCAUGCCUGCAUGGCGAGCAAGGGCAGGUCAACUUCGCCUACCACGAGGCUGGGCAGAAGAAGCAGGCUCUGGUGAAGCUGAGGGUGUGUGCCAAGCACGCAUACCAGCUUAACUACCGCAAAGAGAAGGAGCUAGAGAAGAAGCGAGAAGCAGAGCAGCGGGAGCGAGAGAGGGAGGAGCGACGGAGGGCGGAAGACAGGAAGCACAAAGAGAGGAAGAAGCGGAAGAAACGAAGCAGAGGCAGCAGCAGUGACAGCAGGCACAGCAGCAGCAGCAGCGAGACUACUGACAGUAGUGGGGGCAGCAGCAGGGAGAGGCGUGCGGAGAGUGAGAGUGGUGAAGAUGACAGUGCCAGUCGGUGUAAGAACCGGAGGAGGAACACAGCAAGAGAGGAGAGGCACAGUGCCUCUGACAGGGAGAGGGACGGAGCUAAGCCAGGGAAGGAGAAGCAGGAGGGGAAAAAGCUGCCUGGCUCUGAGAGAGACAAUCCGAGGGCAUAUGAGCAUGAGAGAGGUGGAGCAAGUGGGGCAGGUGAAGGAACAGAGGCUGCGCGAGAUGGGGGGCGAUGUGGAGAGGCAGGCACAGGAGAAUCAGCAGGGGAUGGGCGCGGGAGUGCCACCACCCCUGGGAGGGGAGGGGCUGGGCAGACCCUGGGGAGUGGCUGCGGCUUGGCGGCAGGCGUGGAGAGCAGGAAUGUCGUGGUUCAAGGAGGCACCCUGCCUGCCAGUGAGGACGUGUGGCAGCAGCCAGCAGUGACGGUGGAGCCAAGCCGAGAAGAGGAGUUUGAUGAGUACUUCCAAGGGAUGUUCUUAUAGCUGACCGUUGAGUCUUCAUUCAGAAGUCACGUGGCAGCAAUGACUGGGGUGCCAAGGCAAUCAGUUCGAUUAGUAUUUCCUUGGAAUGUUCGUGCAGUGGUUGCAUUUACUGGUGCAUGCUUGUAAUAAGAAUACGGGACUGUGAUGUGAUUGCUGACCCCACUUGAUGGUGUGUUGUGUUAGUCAGUUGUGUGGAAGUUCAGCUUAACUUCUGGUGACCAACUACGGCAUUUGAAAACAUUGUGACCAU
Messenger RNA from Closterium sp. NIES-67, 1984 nucleotides. The record is from the annotation of a GenBank genome assembly. Lineage: Eukaryota; Viridiplantae; Streptophyta; Zygnematophyceae; Desmidiales; Closteriaceae.